AGCUAGCCGCUAGGCACAACGUAGGGGCUUGCUACAGGAAAGGGAUCGGAGCAACUGUUGGAGACGGGCGGGCGGGAUCACAGGGGUGUUGUAAUCGUUUUGUGCAAAGUCUCUAUACGGUAUUGGUACCUGUGUAGUGGGCAUUAAUGUGCAGCGUACUGCUUGCACUAAAAGUAUUCGCCGAACAGGCUAUUUGGCUGGUGUUGGCCUGGACACGGCACAGCGCCACAGCGGCAAUCCUAUAGCCUUGCAACCUGGCUGGCCACCUACAAUACUGCCGUCCUUUCCCCUCUUCUUCUUUUCUUUUUUCCAGCACUUCUUCCAUCACUCUGUAUUUUCCCUCCUCUAAAUCAAUUCCAUACACGAAUUGAUCAUAGUCAUAGCACAGCUCACUAUGGGACGCCAGGGAAACCCUCUCACUAACCCGCUGCAUUAUGCUGCUAAGCAACGAAACUAUGGCGCGCCCGUUGCUACGGCUGAUGCCGAGCGCUCCUUGCCUAGCUACGAUUAUGUAAUUAUUGGCGGAGGUGCCGCAGGCAGUGUCCUAGCUGGCAAGCUUUCGGAAGACCCAACUGUCACUGUUCUCGUCCUAGAGGCCGGUGCUAGCAAUGAUAAGAUCUUCGAAACUAAGGCUCCUCUCCUUUUUGGUAAGCUUUUCCAUGGAGAGCACGACUGGAACUACUACACGACCCAGCAAGAGGGUGUUGCCAACCGUGAGCUCUACUGGCCCCGCGGCCGCAUGCUCGGUGGCAGCUCGUCCAUGAACGCCAUGAUGUACCACCAUUGCUCCAAGUCCGACUUUGACGAGUGGAAGGACAAGUUUGGGUGCGAGGGCUGGAGCUACGACGAUAUUGCUCCCUAUUUCCGCCGCAUGGAAAAGUUCACCCCAAACCCAGAUCGCCCAGCCGUCAACAUGAUUCACCGAGGCACAGAAGGCGAGUGGCAGACGGGCUACGCUCACCUCAACCCAAUCAUCGAAAAGGGAUGGAUCCCGGGCUGCGAGCAGACCGGAAUCCCCUACAAUGAAGACAUCAACACCCCCAACGGCUCGCUUGGUGUUACCCGCUUCCAGACCUUCAUCGACCCCAAGGGCACCCGCUCGUCCAUGGCCACCGCAUACCUCAACAGCAAGGUGCAGCAGCGCCGCAAUCUGUUUGUCGCUACUGGUGCGCAUGUCACCCGCAUUCUCCACGAUCUUGUCUCUGCCGAGAAGCCCAAAGCAAUCGGCGUCGAGUUUCAAACUUCCAAGACGAGCGACAAGUACGAGGUUCACGCCAAGCGCGAAGUCAUUCUUUGCGGCGGUGCCAUCAACACGCCUCAGAUUCUUAAGCUUAGUGGAAUUGGCCCUGCUGAGGAGCUGCGAAGGCACCACAUUGGCGUUGUCUAUGAGAAUAACGCUGUAGGCGAGAACCUCAAGGACCAUUUCUGCUCCACAGGCAUCCACGCCAAGUCGAAGCCCGGUCUUUCCAUGGACUAUCUCAAGGACGACAUCAAGGCUAUCCCUGCGCUGGCUCAGUGGCUGCUUACCGGCAAGGGACCUCUCACCAGCAACGUUGGCGAGUCGGCCGCCUUUGUCCGUUCCACAGAGAUGAAGUUUGAUGCAACAACCAAGGGCAAUGAGCCCAAGGACCACGGCUCUGGUGGUGUUGGACCCGACAUUGAGUUCAUUGCUGCAGCCUUGGGAUACAUCCAUCACGGAGAGGAGCCGGGAAUACCAGGCGAAGAAUUAUUCAGCUUCGUUCCCAUCGGACUUCGUCCCCAGAGUAAGGGAACCGUUACUCUGCGCAGCAACGAUCCCUUUGAACACCCCAAUAUUGAUCCCAAGUACUGGACUGACGAAGGCGACAAUGACCGCAAGGUCCUGCUUGCUGGCAUCCGCAAGGGCUUCGACAUUAUCCGCUCGCCUGCGAUGAAGGAACAGCUAGAGACUGUACCCACCUCUGACGACCAAAACAACUACUGGUGGCCCUACUGCAGCAGCAACUACGACGCCAUUACCGACGAGCAGCUUCUGCGCUGGAUGAAGACCAAGGCUUUCACACUGUACCACCCCGUCGGCUCUGCACGCAUGGGCCCAUCACCCAAGGACAGCGUCGUGGAUCUGCAAUGCAAGGUACACGGAGUGGACAACCUGCGAAUCAUGGAUGCCAGUGUGUUCCCUGAGCAGAUCUCCGGACAUCCCACUGCGCCCAUUGGAGCCAUGGCUUACAAGCUGAGCGACAUGAUUAAAGAGGGCAAUUAGCGGGAGAGGUAUCGUGUUGAGAUUGUGUGAUUUUGGAUAAUGAUACUAUAUGAUCUGAAUUUGAAUUUGGGAUUUUUAUAGCUGUUAUUUAGCGGUUACUCUUUUAUUUUAUGCUCUACGUCAUGUUUUUUUCAGCUGCUACAUAAAAC
[Torrubiella] hemipterigena is the source of this 2391-nucleotide messenger RNA. The record is from the annotation of a GenBank genome assembly. Lineage: Eukaryota; Fungi; Ascomycota; Sordariomycetes; Hypocreales; Clavicipitaceae.